CGUCUAAACCUUCGCCACAGCGGGUGGCCUCACGAUAGAGCCCGCCCUGACCCGGACUGCCAAUGCCUCACCGAAACAAUCGACCACAUUUUGUGGGACUGCAGAAAAGCGGAGACGGCAUGGCUGUCUUGGAUCAACAAGUGGAUGGGAUACAAAAUCCAACCAUCUCAAAAAGCAGACCUGCCUCAACUAUGUAUUGGUCGGUGGACCCCUCAUCACACGGACGCGAUGAAGUUUUUGUGGCGAAUAUGGGCAACUGUGACACCAGCUUUACUCUGGAGGCUUCGCAAUGACGCAAAAUUCAAGGAGAAAAUAACCAACGAAAGAGAGACAAGGGCGGCCAUCAAGACUGCAGGAGACUACCAGGCACGAGCGAUUGCUAGUGCAUGGAAACAACAACCGGCAAAGCGAAUUCAAGGCUUAUGUCUUGAA
Phytophthora sojae is the source of this 432-nucleotide messenger RNA. RefSeq lists its product as hypothetical. NCBI's taxonomy places the organism in Eukaryota, Oomycota, Peronosporomycetes, Peronosporales, Peronosporaceae. The annotation marks the transcript as partial. The transcript is spliced from 2 exons. The record is from RefSeq and is a predicted model, not a curated record.